This is a messenger RNA of Blepharisma stoltei, 4113 nucleotides long. NCBI's taxonomy places the organism in Eukaryota, Ciliophora, Heterotrichea, Heterotrichida, Blepharismidae. The record is from the annotation of a GenBank genome assembly.
AUGCAAAUUUUUCAAGAAAAUAAUAUUUCAACACCAGUUAUAGGCGUCCAAACAUCAACAAUACUUAGCAGUCUUGAUUAUUAUCCUCAAUAUUCAAGAGUUUCUUAUCCAAACUCACGCACAGCUUCAGCUGCUGCCUUGAUUUUAAGUGUUUUCGGAAUUUCAAAAUGCUCUUUAUUACAUUCAGACUCACAAUGGGGAAGGGAUUUUCGAGACCAGUUCAUAAACCAGACUGAUUCUUAUGGCAUAAAAAUUUUAAACAAAAACAGAAAUAUUCCUAUCGGGUUUAAUGGGAAUGAUAAACAAAUGAUCCAGGAAAUUAUUGAUCUCAAAACCAGAUAUGUCAUUUUAGAAGUGCGUUGGCCUGAUAUUUUGUACAUAAUUGAAGCAUUUUAUGAUUUAGGAAUGCGAGAAGGCGAUAUUUAUUUAAUUAUAGGAGAUGGGAUGAUAAGUGUUUCUGAUUUAGAUGAAAGCAUAAUUGGCAGCAAAUCUUAUAAUAAAAGAAAAGAAAUUAUGAGCGGGCUUAUUUAUAUUAGCUUCUUGGCCUUUCAAAGUCAAAAUGGGUUUGAUCUAAAAAGUGAGAUCUUAUCUAAGUAUGAUUAUAUAAAUGAUUAUAUGUGCUUAUUUUAUGACGCAGCCUAUCUCGGUUUAUAUACGAUAGAUGCACUAAUAAAUUGAGGCGUUAACGUGAAUAGUUCUACUAUUCAAGAAUCCAUGAGACAAGUAGCUUUUACAGGUUGUUCUGGAGUUGUAAGAAUUAGUCAAGAAAACAAUGAUAGACUUACGAUAGUUUUAGGGAUUUAUAACUUAAUAGAAGUUAAUUCAACCUGGACAAUGAAUCUUUGCGGACUUUAUGAUCCAAGUCAACUUAUCGUACUUCAAAUUAAGCAAUCCAUAUCUUGAAAAACAGAUGGUGGGGCUCCAAGUGACAUAAUAGGAGAUGAUCAGGAAUGCCCAUUCAGAGACAUUCUUGUGCAGUCAUUUCUCUAUGGCUAUUUCGUAAUGAUUAUUGUUGAAAUAAUUCCAAUGAUUAUUAUAAUUACAUUAACAUUAGCAUUAACUUAAACAUUGAGAAGUUCACCGUAAUUCCUGAAGGACUACCUCCACCCAUAAAUGCUUCACUUAGCUGCUCUCUACCUAUCAUCUCACGGCCUUCAAAGUGCUGCUCUUACCGGACGAGGAUGAGCAUUCGCUACUUCGUAGUUGGAUGAGUUGCGCCAUCGUGAAGUACGUCAACAGAGUUGUCCAUUCCGAAAAUUCGAAAAAAAAUUAUUUUUAGGUAUAAUGUCGGCCAAGUUUCGCGUUAGAGAGUACCAAUGGACCAAUGGAAUACUUGGUACUGCUGAGCUUCUCCUUUCCAACCUUGAACACCAUUCCCCUGAGGUGAAACCCCCUGGCCCAGAAUGAGCUGUGGUCGACCAAAUUCGACUUUGCGCUCUGCUGACCAAGGAAAAACCUAGCCAGAUACACAUGCAAAGCGUGAAAUUAAUUUUCACGAGAUCCCCCGCCUCCCUGUGGGACGUUGGCUACAUGUGUUGAAAAAAAGGGCUGGCUCGCCAUCGCCAUUUUAAUAUGUAUGAUUAUUAUAAUUGCUUUUGCAGUAAAAUAUUAUAAAUUUAUUUUCAAAAGAAAAUACCCAAAACUGAUUACAAUACAAAAGGAAAAUUUCCUUGAUAUUAUUUCUUAUUUAAUUUUCUUAAUAGAAAGUUUACAAUAUAUGCAAAUAGGGCCAAGUUUUGAAGAAUUUUUUCCAAGGUGGUCAAAAGCUACGAAAUUAACAAUCCUAGAUAUAAGAGGGAUUUUUAAACCAGGCUUAUUCACAUUUUGGAACCAAAUUCAGCUUUAUACAGCCUUAGCUUUUGCAUGAUGUAUUUUAUUAUUGUGAAAAAAAUCCAAAAUAGGUAAUAGAUCUCAAAACUUAAUAUUAGAAACCAUUAAUGCCUUCAAUCGAUAUAUUUUGCCUCCACUUGGGGAUAUAUUAUUUUUGCCUGUUCUUCUAUAUUUAUUUGAAACUUUUCAGUGCACAAGUAGCAUUGGCAAUGAUUUUACGGAUAGUUUCCAUAAUCAAUACUGCUCCACAUUUUGUUGGCAAGGCGAUCAUAUAUAUUACGUCAUUUUUUCUGCAAUAGGCAUUUUCUUAUUUACUCCAGCAAGUUUAUAUCUUAGAUUUACAUGAAAAGAUGAUCUACCAUUUCAUUUUAAAGAUCAGCCUUUUCAUUGUGCAGUAAAAACUUUUACACAAAUUAUUUUAAUUGGGCUUUCCACUAUAGUUCAGCCUGCAUCUGAAAAUAUUUUCCUUGGGCUGGGUAUUGGAGUAUUAUCGGCUUAUAUAAUAGUUUCUAUAUUAAGACGGCCUUUAAACUACGAUAGAGCUUCGUUGUGGUAUAUAAUAUUUUUGUUUUGCAGUCUAAUGCUUUGAAUUUGUUGCGCAUUAGCGAAACUUGAUGAUGUUUCUGCGUUAGUUGUUCUUGUCCUAGGAUGGGCUCUAUUCGUUGCGCUUGGUGCUAUUUAUCAAAAAUUAUAUUUGCCUUCACUAUUGGAAACUGAAAAAGGUCAUAGUAUUUAUCAAUUGUUUAGAUUUCAGCUGUUUUCAAUUAAUCCUGAAGAUGCAGGAAUUGCAAAGUCAGCAAAAUAUAUUUUUGCUACAAAUUUAUCACAAAGUAAUUCCAAUCACCCAGGCUGUGAUAUCCCAGAUGAGGAUAUUUUCAAAUCAAACAUUCAGCUUGAAGAGCAAAAUCACUGUAAUAUGGAGUUUUACAGUGAAUAUAAUUCGAGCUUUAUGCAAUUAUGACAGUACUCAGAAGUAAUAUUUGAUAAAUAAUUUAAAACAAUCGAUAGUUUAAGAAUUUAAAUUGUUCAGAAAAAUUGUAUUUAGCCAAAAAGUAAUUUAUUUAAAAUGUGAUUUUAGAAUAAAAGCUUAGGUUGUAGGCCUAGAUGAAACUUAUCGCCCAGGGCGCAAACUCUUGGUUUAACGCUGGGAAAAUGCCUGAUUGACCAAUAAGCACCGUUGCGCUUUGCUGGGCGAUCCCUUUCCAUCUUACAAGUGCCAUCCUCCUUGGAGUAAAUCUUGGCCUGGACGUGAGCCUGCUGUCCAUCAGCCUGACAUUGCGCUCUACCAGACCAAGCAAAACCCCGGCCUGAUCACAUACUGAACGCUGUUCUCCCUUCCGCAAUAUCCCUAGACUUUUGUCUGGAUACAGAUGUUAAGAGACAGGCAGGUCCGCUAGGCCACUUUUAUGCCUCAUUAAGAUGAUUCAGAGCUGUUAGAUAUUGCUUUAUUUUCACUUUGCAAGUUACUUAAAUUUAUGCUUUUUAUUCUCCACCCUUAAUUGCUUUUCAAACUUUAAUUCCAUCUACGCAUUGCUAUUUCCACUUAAUAUUUUACUUACCAAGAUAAUUUAACUCCACAAAGCCUCUUAUAAAAAUGGACCGAACACAACAUUAGAUUAGAUUAAGUAAGCAGUUCAUCUUAGACAGAGCCGGGGGAUUUUUACCCCUAGAUAUUUAUCUCCCCCGAAGGACUCCAGAAGGCACCCAUCUCGCUGCCGUAGGCAAGGGAUUCGCACAACCGAUCUAAACUUCCAUAACUCCUGGAGCCCGUGGACCUACCACCUGGGUUUAACUCCCAGUUUUCGCUAGGCAAAUGCUACCUCUUGAACCUUGCUCGAGGGAUUUAUCGUUUGCUCGUGGUUUUUACUGGUUCUCUGCCCUUCCAAUGAUGGUCUCGGGGGUAAAAUUUAAAAAUCCCAGGAUUAGCUCCUAGGGCCUAAGAAAAGCCUAGUCUAACAUGCAUAAGGAUUACUGGCCUCUUUUUCCUUUCUUCUCCACUUCGGGCGGUUGCCUGCUGGUGUUGAAUAAAUAGGGGUCAGGAUAUCGGACUGUCUGUCUUCACCAUUUUUACGUAUAUACGAACAUAACAUAACAAUAAAGGCAGCUAUCGCUACAAAUGAUUAUGCAGAUACCGAUAAAAUCUUCUUUAUUAAUAGGGAUUACUCUCUCAAUUUUAUGGAAUUUGUCUUUUCUAGCACUCUUAUCAUAUUUAAUGCCGCUUCUUGUCUAGAAUUAUUAGUCACUAUAUUGCACCCCACGAAACUGAAGAAGAAAUGCCUGUAG